Messenger RNA from Artibeus jamaicensis (Jamaican fruit-eating bat), 3946 nucleotides. RefSeq names its product solute carrier family 4 member 4 (gene SLC4A4). Gene Ontology annotation, biological process: bicarbonate transport; regulation of intracellular pH; monoatomic anion transport. The coding region runs from base 581 to 3820 and encodes 1079 amino acids. The record is from RefSeq and is a predicted model, not a curated record. The transcript is spliced from 26 exons. Gene Ontology annotation, cellular component: plasma membrane; basolateral plasma membrane. Gene Ontology annotation, molecular function: solute:inorganic anion antiporter activity; sodium:bicarbonate symporter activity; monoatomic anion transmembrane transporter activity. Lineage: Eukaryota; Metazoa; Chordata; Mammalia; Chiroptera; Phyllostomidae.
CGGCUCCCCGUCCCCUGGCUGCUGGCUCCCGAGGGGCGCCCGGGCCGCGCGCCGCUGCCGCAGUGUUAGUUAAAGGCAGAAACAGCGGAGAGCCCCAUAAAUACGCAGGAGCUGCGGACGGCGAAGUAGAGUAGCCGCUCGCAAACGCUCCCCCGCCGCGCACCUCCCGGGCCGCGCAGACCGCUCCCCGCGCGCCGCCCGCUGCCCCGUCCUCCGGGGCCGCUCAGGUGCCGGUCCCGCCGGCUCCGGGGACGCUCCGGCCCCGGCGCCCCCGUCCGGCUCUCGCUUCCCUCUGCCCGCAGCCCGCGCCCACCCAGGCGGCAAAGUUGUGACUUCUCGGGCGCGGGCGGCUUGCUCCCCGCUCGCUCCGCACCUCGCGCCGACGACAUCCCGCUGCUCGGCCCCGCGGCGCCCGGGCCCCGCACCUCCCGGGAUCCCACGGCCGCCCGCCUCCAGCCUCGGCGGCGCGCCGGGCAGCGCUUCGGUGGCGGUUGCAGCUGUGCUGGCGGCAAAGGCGGCGGCGGCGGCCCGACACUCCACCGCCAAACUGGAGGAACGACGGAAGCCGGACCCCAGGAGGAUGGAGGAUGAAGCUGUCCUGGACAGAGGGGCUUCCUUCCUUAAGCACGUGUGUGAUGAAGAAGAAGUAGAAGGCCACCACACCAUCUACAUUGGGGUCCACGUGCCGAAGAGUUACAGGAGAAGGAGACGUCACAAGAGAAAGGCAGGGCACAAAGACAAGAAGGAAAAGGAGAGAGUCUCCGAGAACUACUCCGACAAGUCAGAUGUGGAAAAUGCUGAUGAGUCCGGCAGCAGCAUCCUGAAACCACUCAUCUCUCCGGCCGCAGAACGCAUCCGAUUCAUCCUGGGCGAGGAGGAUGACAGCCCAGCCCCUCCUCAGCUCUUCACCGAACUGGAUGAGCUGCUGGCUGUGGACGGGCAGGAGAUGGAGUGGAAGGAGACGGCGAGGUGGAUUAAGUUCGAAGAAAAAGUGGAGCAGGGUGGGGAGAGAUGGAGCAAGCCCCACGUGGCCACGUUAUCCCUUCACAGCCUAUUUGAGCUGAGGACAUGUAUGGAGAAAGGAUCCAUCAUGCUUGACCGGGAGGCUUCUUCCCUCCCACAGUUGGUGGAGAUGAUUGUUGACCAUCAGAUUGAGAUAGGCCUUUUGAAACCCGACCUUAAAGAUAAGGUGACCUACACUUUGCUCCGGAAGCACCGGCAUCAGACCAAGAAAUCCAACCUUCGAUCCCUGGCUGACAUCGGGAAGACAGUCUCCAGUGCAAGUAGGAUGUUUACCAACCCUGAUAAUGGUAGCCCAGGCAUGACCCAUAGGGAUCUGACUUCCUCCAGUCUGAACGACAUUUCCGACAAGCCGGAGAAGGACCAGCUGAAGAAUAAGUUCAUGAAAAAACUGCCUCGUGAUGCAGAAGCCUCCAACGUGCUUGUUGGUGAGGUCGACUUCUUGGAUACGCCUUUCAUUGCCUUCGUUCGACUCCAGCAGGCUGUCAUGCUGGGAGCCCUGACCGAGGUCCCCGUGCCCACAAGGUUCUUAUUCAUUCUCCUAGGUCCUAAGGGGAAAGCCAAGUCCUAUCACGAGAUUGGCAGAGCCAUCGCUACCUUGAUGUCUGACGAGGUGUUCCAUGACAUUGCUUAUAAAGCGAAAGACAGGCAGGACCUGAUUGCUGGCAUCGAUGAGUUCCUAGAUGAAGUCAUUGUCCUUCCUCCUGGGGAAUGGGAUCCGGCGAUCAGGAUAGAGCCUCCUAAGAGUCUUCCAUCAUCUGACAAAAGAAAGAACAUGUACUCGGGUGGAGAGAAUGUGCAGAUGAAUGGGGACACCCCCCAUGACGGAGGCCACGGAGGAGGAGGACACGGGGACAGUGAAGAACUGCAGAGAACUGGACGGUUCUGCGGUGGACUGAUUAAGGACAUAAAAAGGAAAGCGCCAUUUUUUGCCAGUGAUUUUUAUGAUGCUUUAAACAUCCAGGCGCUGUCAGCAAUUCUCUUCAUUUAUCUGGCAACUGUAACUAACGCUAUCACCUUUGGAGGACUGCUUGGGGAUGCGACCGACAACAUGCAGGGCGUGUUGGAGAGCUUCCUGGGCACAGCUGUCUCUGGAGCCGUCUUUUGCCUCUUUGCUGGUCAGCCACUCACUAUUUUGAGCAGCACAGGACCUGUUCUAGUUUUCGAAAGGCUUCUCUUUAAUUUCAGCAAGGACCACAGUUUUGAUUACUUGGAGUUUCGCCUUUGGAUCGGCCUGUGGUCAGCCUUCCUGUGUCUCGUUUUGGUAGCCACCGAUGCCAGCUUCUUGGUUCAGUACUUUACACGCUUCACUGAAGAGGGCUUCUCUUCUCUGAUUAGCUUCAUCUUUAUCUACGAUGCUUUCAAGAAGAUGAUCAAGCUUGCUGAUUACUACCCCAUCAACUCGGACUUCAAAGUGGGCUACAACACUCUCUUUUCCUGUGUCUGUAUGCCACCCAGCCCAGUUAAUAUCUCAGUAUCUAAUGACACCACAUUGGGUCCAGAGGACUUGCCAAGUGCAUCUUCUACUGAUGCGUACCAUAAUGCCACUUUUGACUGGGCUCUUCUGUCGAAGAAGGAGUGUGUGAAACGUGGAGGAACGCUCGAGGGGAACAACUGCGAUUUUGUUCCCGAUAUCACGCUCAUGUCCUUCAUCCUCUUCUUGGGCACCUACACCUCGUCUAUGGCUCUGAAAAAAUUCAAAACUAGUCGUUAUUUUCCAACCACGGCAAGAAAACUGAUCAGCGAUUUUGCCAUUAUCUUGUCCAUUCUCAUCUUUUGUGUAAUAGAUGCCCUGGUGGGUGUGGAUACUCCAAAACUGAUUGUGCCAAGUGAGUUCAAGCCAACAAGUCCAAACCGCGGUUGGUUUGUCCCGCCCUUUGGAGCAAACCCCUGGUGGGUGUGCCUUGCAGCUGCUAUCCCUGCUUUGCUGGUCACCAUUCUGAUUUUCAUGGACCAGCAAAUCACAGCUGUGAUUGUCAACAGGAAGGAACAUAAACUCAAGAAGGGAGCUGGGUAUCACCUGGACCUCUUCUGGGUGGCCAUCCUCAUGGUGGUGUGCUCCUUCAUGGCUCUUCCGUGGUACGUGGCUGCUACUGUCAUCUCCAUUGCCCACAUCGACAGUUUGAAGAUGGAGACGGAGACGUCUGCACCUGGAGAGCAACCAAAGUUUCUUGGAGUGAGGGAACAAAGAGUCACUGGAACCCUUGUGUUUAUUCUGACUGGUCUCUCAGUCUUUAUGGCUCCCAUCUUGAAGUUUAUCCCCAUGCCUGUACUCUAUGGCGUGUUCCUGUAUAUGGGGGUGGCAUCCCUCAAUGGUGUCCAGUUCAUGGAUCGUCUGAAGCUGCUUCUGAUGCCUCUGAAGCAUCAGCCCGACUUUAUCUACCUGCGCCACGUCCCUCUGCGCAGAGUCCACCUGUUCACUUUCCUGCAGGUGCUGUGUCUAGCCCUGCUCUGGAUUCUCAAGUCAACUGUGGCUGCUAUCAUUUUUCCAGUCAUGAUCUUGGCACUUGUAGCUGUCAGAAAAGGCAUGGACUACCUCUUCUCCCAGCAUGACCUCAGCUUCCUUGAUGAUGUCAUUCCAGAAAAGGACAAGAAAAAGAAGGAAGAUGAAAAGAAAAAGAAAAAGAAGAAAGGGAGUCUGGACAGUGACAAUGACGAUUCUGACUGCCCAUACUCAGAAAAAGUUCCAAGUAUAAAAAUUCCAAUGGACAUCAUGGAACAACAACCUUUCCUAAGUGAUAGCAAACCUUCCGACAGAGAAAGAUCACCAACAUUCCUUGAACGCCACACAUCAUGCUGAUAAAAUUCCUUUUCUUCAGUCACUCGGUAUGCCAAGUCCUUCUAGAACUCCAGGAAAAGCUGUGCCUCAAAUCAGAAUAGAACUUGAGCCUGAAGACAAUGAUUAUUUCUGGAGGAACAAGGGAAC